CAAUGACCUCGCUUGCAGAGGGUCUGGUUCUGUCUGGCCAGCACCUGAACCCCAUGGACGGUAUCUCCAAUUCAGUCACUUAUCGUCUCUGGCUCGAAUCCAAUUCGGCCCAGACAUCUCUGUGGCAGCUCUGCCUCCCUUCCUGUCAUUUAUAACCUUGCUGCUCCAAUCUUUGGGAAGUCAUGAUAGUGGAUUGACUGAUGCAUCCGCUGGAAACAUGUACAAUCCUCACUGCAGCGCGGCCAGCUUCUGGUACUUAUCCUGGCGGGUCACCCCCUGGUCGAAAAAUGACAUGCGAACGUCGGGGCGAUAUCGAUCGACCCCACAUCUAUCCUAGUGUUCCUGAGAAUCCAGGCGCCCACCCCGUGCUCACAUUCCCGCCUGGCCAAUGACCGUUUCCUGCUAAGUACUUGCAAGUACACGCUUUGUUGCACGGUCUGGAACGCGAGCCGCGGCCUGAGAAAAGCACUCGUGCGGCCAGAGAUUUGCCAGUUGAGGAAUAUUAUGGCCAUGUUCACAACCAUCUCCGCCAAGUUUUCUAUUUGCUCCUUCCUCCGCGCUAGUCACGGAGGGCAUCUCCGAUUCACGGGAGAUGACGCUGACUUUUACUGGGUAGCAUGAUCUCCGGUUGGAUUCCUACCGGAUGACUGUCGUGUGAUUAUGCACCAACGUGUCUGUUGACGUUGUGCAUCGCUCUCUCGGCGCUUCCAUCUCGAAUUCCGCGUCUCGUUUGGGAAUUCCACUUGUGAUUUUUCGCAUCGAAGCCCAUCGUGCCACCGAACCUCGGCCACGCCGGGGGACAGAAAUUAGCCCUUUCGAGCACCAGAAUAGCGAAUGGAGACUGUAUCAGGUCGUCAUUCGCGCGAAGCCCCAUCAUGUGGUGCUCUGGCACAUGGACCGCUGCUUUCACGGGGCCCGUAUGAUGCAGCUGACGGCCAGUAUUAAAGCUCGAACGACGAGCAGUUUAUUCAGUCCUCAAUGCGAGUCUCUACCGUUCUCGUUGGCUUUGUAGCCUGUGUCUUUGCGCAGACGACGGUCGAUCAAUAUGUUGCGACCGAAUCGCCCAUCGCCAAGGCUGGGUUGUUCGCCAACAUCGGUCCUUCGGGGUCGAAAUCCAAGGCGCUAAGUCCGAGCACCACCAACCCGAACUAUCUGUUCACCUGGACGCGAGACUCGUCGCUCGUGUUCAAGUACAUCAUCGACCAGUUUGUUUCGGGACAAGACACCACAUUGCUGGGCCAGAUCCAAAACUUCGUGUCUGCGGAGAGUAUCUUGCAACAAGUAUCGAAUCCCAGCGGCACUGUAUCAACUGGUGGUCUCGGCGAACCUCAUUACAACAUCGACGAGACGCCUUUCACCGGUGCUUGGGGAAGACCUCAGCGUGACGGACCUGCUCUCCGCGCAACUUCGAUCAUCGAAUACGCGAACUGGGUGCUCAAAAACACGAGCGCGUCGAACGUCCUCAGCACAUUGUGGCCGAUCAUCAAGCUUGAUUUGGACUAUGUGGCUGCUGACUGGAAUCAGACAACUUUCGAUCUUUGGGAAGAGGUCAACUCGUCAUCCUUCUUCACGACAGCAGUUCAACACCGGGCCCUUCGCGAAGGUGCAGCUUUGGCCAAGGCUCUCGGUCAGACUGCCGUCAUCAGCAACUACUUGGCGCAGGCGGACAACUUGCUGUGCUUCCUCCAAUCAUACUGGAACCCAACCAGCGGGUACAUCACUGCCAACACCGGCGGCGGACGCUCAGGCAAAGAUGCCAACACCGCAUUGGCCUCGAUCCACACCUUUGAUCCCGCUGCUGGCUGUGAUGCCACCACCUUCCAGCCGUGUUCCGACAAGGCCUUGUCGAGCUUGAAAGUCUACGUUGACUCUUUCCGCUCGAUCUACUCCAUCAACAGCGGGAUCGCAUCGAACGCAGCAGUCGCUACCGGCCGAUACCCCGAAGAUUCGUACAUGGGCGGAAACCCCUGGUACUUGACCACAGCUGCUGUGGCCGAGCAGCUCUACGAUGCUCUGAUCGUCUGGAAGGCCCAAGGGUCGCUGAACGUGACGUCGACGUCUCUCGCCUUCUUCCAGCAGUUCCUCCCCUCGGUCACUGCCGGCAGUUACGCAUCUUCGACGUCGACUUUCACCACACUGACCACGGCUGUCAAGACAUUCGCGGACGGGUUCUUGGCCAUCGAUCAGAAAUACACGCCCAGCAACGGCGGGCUUGCUGAGCAAUACAGCCGGUCGAACGGCAGCCCCCUCAGCGCAGUGGAUCUGACCUGGAGCUACGCCGCCAUCCUCACGGCGUUCUCCGCACGCGCUGGCAACGCUUCGCCCGGAUGGGGCGCUGCCGGGCUGAGCGUCCCAUCGGUAUGUCAAACCUCUGGAAGCGGCAGUGGCGGCAGCAGCGGUGGCGGUGGUGGAUCUGCUGGCACUGUGGCUGUGACGUUCAAUGUCGUCGCGACUACCGUCUUUGGAGAAAACAUCUAUCUCGUCGGAAAUGUGGACGCGUUGCAGGGCUGGAACACUAACAACGCCCUGCUCAUGCCGAAUCCGAACUACCCGACCUGGAGCAUCACCGUCAACCUCCCUGCGUCGAGCGACAUCCAGUACAAGUACAUCCGCAAGGUCAACGGCAACUUCGAGUCCUGGGAAUCCGGUAACAACAACGAGUUCACCUCUCCGGCUAGCGGAACAUUCGUGACGCACGACACCUGGCAUUGAUUCGGCCAAACAAAUGCAGUGUUUUACAAUUCUGAAAGAAAAGCGCCUUAGAGCAUAAUAACUCGACAGAUAGUAUUUCCUCGAUGACUGGC
This is a messenger RNA of Mycena citricolor, 2804 nucleotides long. Lineage: Eukaryota; Fungi; Basidiomycota; Agaricomycetes; Agaricales; Mycenaceae. The record is from the annotation of a GenBank genome assembly.